AUGAGUCUCAAUUUGGUGGAUGAUGUAUUUCCGCCAUUAUCCUUGUGUAUGCUUACAGGUCACAUCAAAGUAUUACAUAUGCGAAUCUCUGGUAUUGGCUAUGAUAGGAAAAAUCAGACUACGAAUGAAGAGGAACUGACUGAGUGCGUAAAGGAUCAACAGAAUCUAUUAUGUAAUCUUAUCAAUGAAGUUAUAGAAUUACCUAUGUUGGUACAAUUUACAGUCACUGCAAUCAAUGUGGCCUUGGGCUUAGUAGCUAUGCUCUUUGUCGCAAAGGACAUAUUCAGUAUCUUAUAUUAUGUUUUUUAUUUGUUUGGUAUACUGAUGCAGACUUUUCCUACUUGUUAUUUCGGCAGCAAUUUCGAAUUUAUGUUUGAUGAACUUCUUCAAGCUAUCUAUUCCAGUAAUUGGCUUAUGCAGAGUCCGAAAUAUAAGAAGCACAUGAUUCUCUUUAUGCAACGGGCACUUAAGAAACGUCCUGCUUAUGCGGGUGGUAUUUUGCGUAUACAUUUAGAUACAUUCUUCUCAACAUGCAAGGCGGCUUACUCGGUGUUUGCCAUGGUAUGGCAACUUAAAAAUUAA
Molecule: messenger RNA, 582 nt
Organism: Teleopsis dalmanni
Lineage: Eukaryota; Metazoa; Arthropoda; Insecta; Diptera; Diopsidae
Product: odorant receptor 59a-like
Exons: 3
Coding region: 1-582 (193 amino acids)
Biological process (GO): sensory perception of smell; detection of chemical stimulus involved in sensory perception of smell
Cellular component (GO): plasma membrane
Molecular function (GO): odorant binding; olfactory receptor activity
Source: RefSeq, a predicted model, not a curated record